Molecule: messenger RNA, 876 nt
Organism: Penicillium waksmanii
Lineage: Eukaryota; Fungi; Ascomycota; Eurotiomycetes; Eurotiales; Aspergillaceae
Exons: 3
Coding region: 1-876 (291 amino acids)
Cellular component (GO): cytoskeleton
Molecular function (GO): actin filament binding
Source: RefSeq, a predicted model, not a curated record
AUGUCUUCGAUCGCGACUACAGCCAAAACAGCAACUUCUUCGGCUCUGAAUACCGAAAGGUCCGAGAAUGGAGAGGUCAGAAGACUUCAUCAUAUUCCACGACCUGCCACUAAAGAGGCAGAGCGAAAAUGGCUACUAGGUCAAAUGGCCGCCGCCUUUCGCAUUUUUGCUAAGCUCGGAUUUUCUGAUGGGAGCAGUGGUCAUAUUAGCCUCCGAGAUCCCAUUGAUCCACAGACAUUCUGGAUAAAUCCGUAUGGGGUGCACUUUGCCCUUUUGAAGGUAUCAGACAUGGUACGUGUUGAUGAGAAUGGAAAUCGUGUAGAUGGCGCCGAUAAACCAGUCAAUGCUGCUGGUUUCAUGAUCCAUUCGGCAAUCCACCAAAGGCGACCUGAUAUCAAUGCUGCCUGUCAUAUGCAUAGUCCUUACGGUAGAGCAUGGAGUACAUUUGGAAAGUCAAUUGAUAUGAUCAACCAAGACUCCUGCAUGUUCUACGACGAUCUUUCUGUAUACCCAGCCUUUGGUGGGGUUGUGUUCGCUCAGCAGGAGGGCCAACGUAUCGCGGACUACCUUGGACCAAACAACAAGAAUCUGAUAAUGCAAAACCACGGCCUACUCACUGCUGGUGAUACAGUAGCCGAGGCAGCUGCAUUUUUCAUUGCACUAGAAAGAGCCUGUCAGGCACAACUACUAGUGGAGGCAUCAACUGCCCCAGGUACAAUUGGUGCUACCACGAGGGGUCUGAAGAAAACCCUUGUUGAUCCUGAAACCGCACUAUACACCAAGAAGGGAACGGGGUCGCCAGAAGCAAUGUAUAUGCAAUUCGAGCCUGAAUAUCAGCUUUUACUAAAGGAAAGUGGCGGUGAAUUUCUAGAAUAA